AACUACAGUUCCCAGCAGGCCGCGGGGCCGCAGACGGCAGCGGCGGAGGAGAGCGAGUAGAAGAGCCCUGCGCGCGCGGCGAGGAUGGAACGUUGCUAGAGUUCGCGGGUCUUGCUGCUGGGGGUCGGAGCUGCAGGCCGUGAGCCGCCGCGCGCGCCAAAGCGGGAAUCCCGGAGGCGGGCAGUUCUGCAGUUAAUGUACGCAUUUAAAACUCCAGAACCCGUGGACGCCAUGCACAGGAAACACCUCCAGGAGAUUCCCGACCAGAGUAGCAACGUUACCACCAGCUUCACGUGGGGAUGGGAUUCUAGCAAGACAUCUGAACUGCUGUCGGGCAUGGGGGUCUCUGCCCUGGAGAAGGAGGAGGUGGACAGUGAGAAUAUACCCCAGGAACUGCUCUCAAACCUGGCCCACCCUCAGAGCCCUCCCCGAAAACGGCUGAAAAGCAAGGGGAAUGACAAGGACUUUGUGAUAGUCCGCAGACCUAAGCUAAAUCGAGACAACUUUCCAGGUGUUUCAUGGGACUCACUUCCAGACGAGCUGCUCUUAGGGAUCUUUUCCUGUCUGUGCCUCCCUGAACUCCUAAAGGUCUCCAGUGUUUGUAAGAGGUGGUAUCACCUAGCGUUUGACGAGUCUCUGUGGCAGACAUUAGACCUCACAGGUAGAAACCUGCACCCAGAUGUGAUUGGUCGGUUGCUGUCUCGAGGGGUGGUUGCCUUCCGCUGCCCACGAUCAUUUAUGGAUCAACCAUUGGUUGAACAUUUCAGCCCUUUCCGAGUGCAGCACAUGGAUCUGUCCAACUCUGUUAUCGAGGUGUCUACCCUCCAUGGCAUUCUGUUGCAGUGCUCCAAGUUGCAGAACCUAAGCCUGGAAGGCCUGCAGCUGUCGGAUCCCAUUGUCAAUAAUCUUGCACAAAACUCAAAUUUAGUGCGCCUGAAUCUUUCUGGGUGUUCUGGGUUCUCCGAAUCUGCCCUGAAGACCUUGCUGAGCAGCUGUUCCAGAUUGGAUGAGCUGAACCUGUCCUGGUGUUACGACUUCACCGAAAAGCAUGUGCAGGUGGCUGUCGCGCAUGUGUCUGAGACCAUCACCCAGCUCAAUCUCAGCGGCUAUCGAAAGAAUCUGCAGAGAUCAGAUGUCUCUACUUUAGUUGGAAGAUGCCCCAAUCUUGUCCACCUAGACUUAAGCGAUAGUGUCAUGCUGAAGAACGACUGCUUUCCAGAAUUUUACCAGCUCAACUACCUCCAACAUCUCUCACUCAGUCGGUGCUAUGAUAUAAUACCUGAAACUUUACUUGAACUUGGAGAAAUUCCCACACUAAAAACACUACAAGUUUUUGGAAUCGUGCCAGACGGUACCCUUCAACUGUUAAAAGAAGCCCUUCCUCAUCUACAGAUUAAUAGCUCCCAUUUCACCAGCAUCGCCAGGCCAACCACGGGCAACAAAAAGAACCAGGAGAUAUGGGGCAUCAGAUGCCGGCUGACGCUGCAGAAGCCCAGUUGUCUAUGAAGUAUUUAUUGCGGGAUGGUGUCCCCUCUUUUCUUUGGAACAGGGAAAAUAGGCAGGAAGCCCGCCUGCUGGAGCACUCAGCUAUUUUUAUUCUUGGUUUUCCCUUUGCCUUCUUUCUGCAAGUAUAUUAGAUGACCAUUUGAGAGCGAAAACUAUGAAGUUUUGCUUUUUCUAAAUAACCAGAAAAGGUCUGGUCACUGCUUCUAGUGCACUUAAGAGCCUAAGUUUAAGGCCUUUUGGAAUUUUAGGAGAGCCUAUUAAUUUCAGGAUACCUUAAACAGCAAGAUUUGAGCCACCUUUCAAGUGCCCUUCUUAUUCAAUCUAUUUAGAAUCAAGCGUAAGAAUCAUGACCAGCAAAUCAUUUUCAUGAUCUAUAUGGUAACUUUCUUCUAUUUAAUUUCUCAGUAUUGCUUUAUGAGACGUAGAUUGGUAGAAGUAUUUGUAUUGUGAACGGAACAAAAGGAGAAUCUAGGAUAGUAGCAUUUUGGCAAUCUCUUCUGGAGAGCGAAAAAUAGGCCUUUCACCUUUGCCUUUAGGUUUGAAAUUAGGUUCAUGGAAACAAAAAACCUAAAUGAAAAACAACUAACCAAUCAGCGGUAAAGAAUUGGUACAGCUUUUGAAGGCUCAAGAGGCAAUUUUCUAUGACGGGUUAAUCUGAAGUAUCGAAGUUUCCUUCAUGUCCUGUGCUCCCAGAAUUCCGAAUUAGCUGAGGAAACAUAACUCUGGUCUUCUGACUUUAUGAUCAAAUGAUGUUAACGUGGGUUCUUUAGCUUUUAAGAUGACUCGCUGUGUUUUAGAAAGGUGGUAGUAGCCAGUCUUUAUUCUUGAAAUGUUGGCUGGAAUGCCAAACUGAAGGUGCCUGCCAUUUUCCUUUAUUGCCAAGGUUCUUCAAGUUAUUUUUAUGUUACUCUGGAAUCAAGUAUUUUAAAUUG
Messenger RNA from Mirounga angustirostris (Northern elephant seal), 2438 nucleotides. RefSeq names its product S-phase kinase associated protein 2 (gene SKP2). Lineage: Eukaryota; Metazoa; Chordata; Mammalia; Carnivora; Phocidae. Gene Ontology annotation, molecular function: protein binding. Gene Ontology annotation, cellular component: SCF ubiquitin ligase complex; cytosol; nucleus. The coding region runs from base 196 to 1506 and encodes 436 amino acids. The transcript is spliced from 10 exons. The record is from RefSeq and is a predicted model, not a curated record. Gene Ontology annotation, biological process: G2/M transition of mitotic cell cycle; SCF-dependent proteasomal ubiquitin-dependent protein catabolic process; regulation of cell cycle.